Boleophthalmus pectinirostris (great blue-spotted mudskipper) is the source of this 1740-nucleotide messenger RNA. RefSeq names its product upstream transcription factor 1 (gene usf1). The transcript is spliced from 11 exons. NCBI's taxonomy places the organism in Eukaryota, Metazoa, Chordata, Actinopteri, Gobiiformes, Gobiidae. Gene Ontology annotation, biological process: regulation of transcription by RNA polymerase II. The record is from RefSeq and is a predicted model, not a curated record. Bases 264 to 1166 code for a protein of 300 amino acids. Gene Ontology annotation, molecular function: DNA-binding transcription factor activity, RNA polymerase II-specific; RNA polymerase II cis-regulatory region sequence-specific DNA binding; protein dimerization activity.
CUUUGUUAUGACUGGAAUAAUGGCUAAAUGCUUUUUGAAUGACUAAUUAGCGUUUUACAUGCGGUUGCUCGGUAAAGCACCUGGUCUAAGUACUUUUCUAAGACCAGAGAAGAGAGAAACCCGUUAAACAUCUGUAAAAAAAAACAAACAAGAAAACGCUAUGGUCGAAUCUAGAAGAGCCAGUCAAACUAAUUUCAAUGAACUGAUGCACUUCCGUCUGGCUUCUGGAGCAAGCAAAGUCGGUCUCCUUGGCCACGACAGAGAUGAAGAGCCAACAGAAAAGCCCUGACCAACCAGAUGGAAGUAUUACAGUGAACGAAGAAGGUUCUGUAGCCACUGCUGAAGACCCUGCAGCUAUUGCCACAAUUCAGUCUGCUGCUACAUUCACAGAUCAACCCAUUAAAUAUCUUUUCAAAACAGAGGGGGCCGGUGGACAGGUGACUUACAGAGUGAUCCAGGUGUCAGAUGGGCAGCUGGAGGCUCAGACCGAUGGUGCAGCAGCAGUUAGCCUGGUUGCAGGUUUCCCUGCCACCUCACAGACUGUCACACAGGCUGUUUUCUCUCAAUCUGAGGGAUUGGAGGGUGAUGGUGGUGCUGAGACACAAUAUACUUAUUACCCAGCUACCAUUGCAGAUGCCACGACUGGAACCAUGGUAACCACCGUACAAGCCCCUGACACUUUGUUAGGCCAGCCCACACCAACAGGCCAACUUUAUGUAAUGAUGUCACCACAGGAGGUUUUGACUGGAGCCAACCCCAGAACAAUCGCACCUCGCACUCAACCGUACUUGGCAAAGCAAGAUGCUCCUCGGGGUUCCAGAGAUGACAAGCGACGGGCUCAACACAACGAGGUUGAGCGUCGGCGGAGAGACAAGAUCAACAAUUGGAUUGUUCAGCUCUCUAAGACCAUUCCGGACUGUAAUGUGGACUACACCAAAACUGGACAAAGUAAAGGAGGCAUCUUGUCAAAAGCCUGUGAAUAUAUUAAAGAGCUAAGGCAAAGCAACCUAAAGCUCGGAGAAGACAUAAGCACUCUAGAUCGUCUACGGAUUGACAAUCAACUCCUAAGACAGGAGGUGGAAGACUGGAAGUCCAAGAAUCAGAUCCUGAGAAACCUCCUUCGACAGCAUGGCAUUGUGGGAUCAUCCAGCACAGAGCCCCAGUGAGAGGCUAGGCGCUGAUGUGUAUUAUAGAAACAAUGGGCCAAAAGAGUACUUGAUACACUUAUAUAAACAGUACCUGUGUGCAUGGAAAAAGAUCAAACAAUUCAGCAUUCAAUUUUAGCUUUGUUGUUAUUAAUACUUUUUUAAGCGUUGUAGGCAUUCAAAAUUCAGUCAUCACAUGUUGUAAAGAGAUGUAGGCUUAAGGCCAGCUCAUGCAGUUCCAGUAGAAUCCAUAUUCAGCAUAGACUGUGAUAUCCAGUCGUGUAAGCUCGCCACAUAACACAACUUCUCUAUGGUUAUUGUUAUAAUGUCUAUAAAUGUUGCAAUUUUGUAUAACUUUUCAUAACUGACAUUUCUUUCAUUAUGACUUUGACAAGAUCAUAUGACAAUUUAAAAGUGUUUUAUUUUUAAUGUUCACAAUGCCUUGAUAGGGACAAAAAUUACAUUGCAACAAUGUAACUGUUAAAAUGAAGACAAAUGGGUCAUAACUGAGAAUUACAUCGUAUGUAUGUCUUUUAUUAAAUAUCAAAUGUCCAACUCAAUUUCUCCUAAUAAAAAUGAAAUAGUGAAUAAUGCA